AUGGCCUCGGUAUCAGAGAAAAGAUUGGAAUCGUCCUCAACGGGAGCAUUCACCAUCCACUACUUCGCGACCGCAUCGCAAUACACCUCCAAAAACACCGAGCGUCUCCCCGCGCCCCUGCCUUUGUCCGAGCUGUACCCGCUACUUGAGGAGCGGUACCCGGGAAUCCGUGAGAAGGUUCUGGGCAGUUGUGGUGUCAGCCUUGAAAGUGAAUAUGUUGAUAUCCAGGAGGAUGCCCACAAGGUGAUUCAAGUGGGGGACGAGGUUGCCAUUAUUCCGCCUGUCAGCUCGGGGUAG
Molecule: messenger RNA, 297 nt
Organism: Penicillium subrubescens
Lineage: Eukaryota; Fungi; Ascomycota; Eurotiomycetes; Eurotiales; Aspergillaceae
Product: MoaD/ThiS family protein
Exons: 1
Coding region: 1-297 (98 amino acids)
Biological process (GO): Mo-molybdopterin cofactor biosynthetic process
Cellular component (GO): cytosol
Source: RefSeq, a predicted model, not a curated record